AUGGGUUUUCGUGUACUGAUGAAUUCCAUAGACUGGGAGCAAGAAUCUUACCCCAAGUACGAGGAUUUCGUUGCGCUUUCCUUCUUCGCUCUGUUUUUCCCUACCGUUCGAUUUUUGCUCGACAGAUUCAUCUUUGAGAAAGUUGGAAGGCGACUAUUAUACGGAACGUGUACUCAAUUGGUGAAAAACGAAACAGAUGAACAAAAGAAGAAGAUGAGGAAGUUCAAAGAGUCCGCAUGGAAAUGCAUCUAUUAUCUUUCUGCUGAGAUAUUUGCACUUGCAGUGACAUUCAACGAGCCUUGGUUCAGAAAUACUAAAUAUUUCUGGGUGGGGCCCGGAGAUCAAGCCUGGCCUGACCAAACAUACAAGCUGAAACUGAAGGGCCUCUAUAUGUUUGCUGGUGGAUUCUAUAUAUACUCCAUAUUUGCUCUGAUAUUUUGGGAAACUAGACGCUCGGAUUUUGGGGUCUCUAUGGGCCACCACGUGGCAACAUUCAUUCUCAUUGUCUUAUCAUAUGUAUUCAGUUAUGAAGUUAUUCAGUACUUGGAUAAGGAGAAACACAAAAUCGAUGGACCAAUCUAUUACUACGUUUUCAAUUUCCUUCUUUUCUCGUUACUCGUUCUCCAUGUAUAUUGGUGGGUUUUGAUGUACCGAAUGCUUGUCAAGCAAAUCCAAGCAAGAGGGCAUGUCAGUGAAGAUGUUAGGUCCGAUUCUGAGGAUGAAGAUGAGCACGAGGAUUAG
Molecule: messenger RNA, 741 nt
Organism: Striga asiatica
Lineage: Eukaryota; Viridiplantae; Streptophyta; Magnoliopsida; Lamiales; Orobanchaceae
Source: the annotation of a GenBank genome assembly